Messenger RNA from Apaloderma vittatum (bar-tailed trogon), 1347 nucleotides. Its product is annotated as tubulin polyglutamylase TTLL5-like. NCBI's taxonomy places the organism in Eukaryota, Metazoa, Chordata, Aves, Trogoniformes, Trogonidae. Gene Ontology annotation, biological process: microtubule cytoskeleton organization; protein polyglutamylation. Gene Ontology annotation, molecular function: tubulin binding; tubulin-glutamic acid ligase activity. Gene Ontology annotation, cellular component: cilium. The record is from RefSeq and is a predicted model, not a curated record. The annotation marks the transcript as partial. The transcript is spliced from 15 exons.
GGAUCACCCAUGUAUCAAGUGGACCGGUGGCGGCUGCAGGCGGGUACCUGUCUUGGUGUUUCAUGCUGAAGCCAUUCUGAGCAACGACAGCUACCUCCGCCUCGUUGGAGAGCUCUACCAUUUGUCCUAUAAGAUAGUGCGAACAGACAGCCGUCUGGUUAGAAGCAUUCUGACUGCUCAUGGAUUCCAUGAGGUGCACCCAAAUAGCAGCGAUUACAAUCUCAUGUGGACAGGAUCACAUUUGAAGCCCUACUUGCUACGUACCCUUACAGAUAUUCAAAAAGUCAACCAUUUCCCUAGGUCAUAUGAACUGACACGAAAGGACAGACUAUACAAGAACGUCAGUCGUAUGCAACUGGCCCAUGGAUUCAAGACAUUCCAUAUCUUACCUCAGACCUUUAUUCUCCCGACAGAGUACCAGGACUUCUGCAAUACCUAUUCUAAGGACAGAGGCCUAUGGAUAGUGAAGCCUGUGGCUUCUUCCAGGGGUCGAGGUGUCUACCUGAUAAACAACCCAAACCAGAUUGUCCUGGAAGACAACAUCCUGGUUUCUCGUUACAUCAGCAACCCGCUGCUUAUAGAUGAUUUCAAAUUCGAUGUGCGUCUCUAUGUUCUGGUUACCUCCUAUGAUCCACUUGUCAUCUAUCUGUACGAGGAAGGAUUGGCCAGGUUUGCAACAGUGAGGUAUGACCAGGCAUCCAAGAACAUUAAAAACCAGUUCAUGCAUCUGACCAACUACAGUGUCAACAAGAAGAGUGGAGAUUAUGUCAGCUGUGAUGAUCCUGAAGUAGAGGACUAUGGAAACAAGUGGAGCAUGAGUGCAAUACUGAGGUACUUAAAACAAGAGGGGAGAGACACUGCAGCACUCAUGGCCAACGUGGAGGACCUGAUUAUCAAGACUGUGGUUUCUGCUGAGCUGGCCAUUGCCACAGCUUGUAAAACUUUUCUCUCACAUCGUGGCAGCUGCUUUGAGCUGUAUGGUUUUGAUGUCCUUAUUGAUGACACUCUCAAGCCUUGGCUGUUGGAAGUGAACCUAUCCCCAUCACUGGCCUGUGAUGCUCCUUUGGACCUGAAGAUCAAAGCUAGCAUGCUCUCAGACAUGUUCACUCUUGUAGGCUUUGUGUGCCAGGAUCCAGGCCAGCGGUCAAGUCGAGCCAUUUGUCAUUCAUCUGAAUCUGUCAGGAGAAAUCCGUACCAGAAGCUACAGAUGGGUUCUGCACAGUUGAGCACAUGUGAGGUUGUGAUCAGUGCUGCAUUUGGAAUGGGGGCGGGAUGCGUUUGUGGGCAUUAUGAGGAAGAUCUGAGCGUCCUGUGUCUGCGCAGUCGCAAACAGCAAACAGCAGAUUU